Molecule: messenger RNA, 1965 nt
Organism: Eurytemora carolleeae
Lineage: Eukaryota; Metazoa; Arthropoda; Copepoda; Calanoida; Temoridae
Product: alpha-2-macroglobulin receptor-associated protein
Exons: 12
Coding region: 34-1038 (334 amino acids)
Biological process (GO): regulation of receptor-mediated endocytosis
Cellular component (GO): endomembrane system; endoplasmic reticulum
Molecular function (GO): low-density lipoprotein particle receptor binding; heparin binding; receptor antagonist activity
Source: RefSeq, a predicted model, not a curated record
UUUGUGUGUGCAUUUUCACGUUUUACAGAUUCCAUGAUAUAUUCUGUUUUCUCUGUGCUCCUGAUCCUGGGGUCUCUGGUCUCGGGCACGGAAGAUUUUUACCCGGAGAAAGAUGAGAUCAAGAGUUAUGCAACAGUUCAGUCCCCGUUCAGGAUGCAGAAGAUAAAUCUAGUUUGGGAGAAGGCGAGAUUGAAAAUGGAAUUGACUGAGACCAAAUUAUCUAAACUCUACAGUGAGCUGAAGGUUCAGGACAAGGAGGAGCUAACCUUAAAAAAGUUUAAAUCGGAAGGUGGAGACAAGGAAGGAUUGAAGGAGAACGAGAUCAGAAAGAAGUUCAGUAUGAUCUUGACCAGAUAUGGUAUGGGAGGAUCAGGGGCUGGUAAUACAGAACAGCAAAUACAAACAGAGAUACCUAAGGAAUUCUUUAAGGACAAGAAGUUACAGAAGCUGUGGGAGAAAGCUGAGAAGUCUGGUUUGACCUCCAUGGAACUGGUUGCUCUCCAGGAAGAGUUUUCGCAUCAUCAACAAAAGGUUGAUGAGUAUAACAGGUUGCUGGAGUUGGCAGGGAAGGACGAGUAUCUUCUCUCCAACAAUAUUCAGAGGAAUUCAGAGAAUGAGGCGUUCGAUAUCAGAGAUACAAAUUCCCUGAAGAAGAAAGCAAAGGACGUGAAGAGCGGGUUUGAUCGUCUCCACAGACUAGCAACUAAUCAGGGUGAAUAUCAGGGGUUUGUUGAACCUAAGGUAGCUGGACUCUGGAAAAUAGCACUAGAAGCAGAUUUUGAAGCUGAGGAAUUAGAAAGCCUUAGACAAGAAUUAAGCCAUUAUGAGAAACGGCUUGAGAAAUUAAGAUUUCUACAGAGUGAGCUCGAGCUAGUCGACGAAAGACGCAAUACGAAGUACGAAGAUGAAGUUGAUGAUGAUGAUAAAACAGAAGGAAGACGAAUUAUGGACAGAAAGCUGGCGAAGAAUAUAGAUGCAGUGGAUAAACUUCAUACCAGCCUGGAAAGCAAAAUCCUUGCGCGGCAUAAUGAACUUUAGAAUCUUUGCGCGGCAUAACGAACUCAAGAAACGAAAAUAAAAAUCUAGGAUCUAGGUUUAUGCAAUAAUUGUUAUGAUUACUAAUUUUUCACAAAACUGAGCAAUAUUUUUCUUUUAAAACAGAUCUUCCAAUGUUAAUAUUCUAUAUUUAGGAUAGUAUGUAUUAUGUAAUGUUUAGAAUUACAUUUAUUGCUUCUAGUUGUAAAUACAUUAUAAAUAAUGAGUAUAAAAGGAGAGGAAGUUGAUUAGGUCUUCUCUUGUUCCAGGAUCUGACACUACUGAUUUGCAGAUCUUAUAGUCCUCGUUCGGGGAUUUCUUCCUCUACAAAUGGCAUUUUUAUUUACUCACAAAGUCAGUAUUCCAGAAAGCAAAUGCUCCUUAUAUAAUAUUUUUUAUUUUCAUAUCUAGUUGAAAAUUAGUACUUUUUAAAUUCUUAACUGUUGUCUUCCAUCUUAUGUACGUAUAAUCUUUUACAAUGAUUGUGCUGAAGUUUUAUUUGAUCUGAAAAUAUACACUAGACAUUUAUAAGAUUUACUUUUUGAAUUGCAUUAUAAUUUUAUUUUAGUUUUACAUUUUAAAUUCCUGUCACUUAUAAUACAUGUCAAGUGCUAUAUUCCUGUGUUUUUAGUCUAGGCAAAGUGUAGUUUACGUUUAUAUUUGUGAUUUAAUUGAUCUGAUCAUUUGUUUAGUUUUCAACAAUUAGUAAUGUUAUAUUGAAAUAUGAUUAUGUUUUGUAACAUUUUAAAAUUGUAUUUGAAUAUUAACAGAUUUUAAUAUAGAUCUGGUUUCAUAGUUCCGAGAUUAUUUGCCAGCUAUUGAUUGUUACUCAACUAAGAACCACUAUCAGUUUCUUGAGAAACUUUUUUUUCUGAUCCACAUUGAAAUGCAUGAAUAGUACUUUUUGAAUAAUAAAAAAUGUCGUCAUUA